GGAUGUGCAGUUUGCAGUUGGUGCGCAGAGGAGCCGAGACGGCGGCUGCGAGCGGAGCAGGGUGGGGAAGCGGAGCCGCCGGUGCAAAAGAAAAGGGGUGCAUCGGGGCUGGGGGCUCCUUAAGGGAAGGGGGGCAGGCAAGAGCACAAGCCUGCAUUCAGCCCACUCCCCACCAUCCCCAAUCCUAGAGGAAGAAGUCUGUUGGAGAGAAGACGCUCCCAGUAUUUCUGUAGGUGAGAAGCUCUGAAAUCCCAUCAUCUCUCCCUUGUAAGUACCACUCUGAACUUGCCCAAACGUGGACUCAGGCCCCCUUGGUCAUGUCCGCAGAAAGAAACCAGUGCUGGGCUGGGAAGGCGAGCGGUUGAGCAGAGCCAAGGCCAAAAUGGCGGCUGAGCGACGGGAAGUGUCCUCUGUGGGCCUCCACCCGUACGAAACCAGGGUGGAAAAAGGAGUCAAAAUGGAGGAGUUUGAAAGAAAUAGCCUUGCGCUGGCCAGCCCAACCCGAUUCAGGAAGAGCCCUUACGUCAUCCAAGCUUUCACCGUCGGGGAGCAUUUUAGCCGGAUGACAGCCAAGCCAAUGGAGCGGGACCUUGAGGAAGGGGUGCUGUCACCAUGUUGGGAAGUCCAAUGGCGGGACAUCCUGAGGAACACACAGUCCCCGUAUUCGGGGUGGGGCCACCCCCAGAUCCCGGGGGUUCUGGCUCCUGCUGAAACCAGGGCUGGUGAAGAGCUCCUACAAGAAGAGACAGGUGGGCUUCUGCCACCAGAGAGACCCCUCAAGACCAACCUGGAUGCAGACCCCACAGAACGGGGGGAUGAUGGAGAGGUGAAGGGAGAGGGCCAAGCCCCGGAGACCUCCAACGCGGAACUGCAUCGGCAACACUUCCGCUGGUUUUGCUACCAAGAGGCGGAAGGGCCUUGGGACGUCUGCGCCCGGCUGCGGGAGCUGUGUCUCAACUGGCUGCAGCCGGAGCUGAAUUCGAAAGAACGGAUGGUGGAGCUGGUGGUCCUGGAGCAGUUCUUGGCCAUCUUGCCUGAGGACAUCCAGGGCUGGGUAGGAGAAAGCGGGCCGGAGACCUGUGCCCAGGCGGUGGCCUUGGUGGAGGACUUUCUGCUGAGGCAGCAAGAAACUGAGAGGUGGAAACAGGAAGUGCUGGGGGAGUUCGAAGAAGUAGCGAUGAGUUUUUCGAGAGAAGAUGACGCUGGCGAAAAACAGCCUUGUCGGGAAAUCAAACAAGAGCAGGCCAAUUGGCUGGAUAAGUGGGAGAGUGAGGACGAAGAGGCCGUGUUUGAAGCCUUAUUGGAAAAAGCUGAAACUCAAGUCCUGGAAGAAAACUUUGGAGAACAAGAGGCACCAAGGUGGGAGCAGAGAUUCCCCAUAGACAAGAGAAGAAAUAACGCCAUUCUCGGCGAGAGCGGGAUCUCCCGGGAACAUGUCUUGGAGGACAAAGCGCAAACAGGAAAGAGGAGACACAUGUGCGCUAUUUGCGGGAAGGGCUUCACUCAAAAAUCUAACCUCAACCGGCAUCAGAGAACCCACGUGGGAGGAAAGACAUUUCAGUGCUUAAAAUGCGGGAAAAGCUUCAAGUGGGAAACUAGUUUUAUGCGACACCAGAGAUUCCAUACCGGCGAGAAGCCUUAUCCCUGCGUCGACUGUGGGAAAUGCUUUAGUCGGAGCGCAAAUCUCAUCAUUCAUCAGAGGAUUCACACCGGAGAGAAACCCCACCAGUGCGUAGACUGCGGGCAGAGUUUUAGCCAAGUUUCCAAUCUCGUUCGACACCACCGAGUCCACACCGGGGAGAAACCUUACAAAUGCCUGGAGUGCGAGAAAAGCUUCACUCAGAAAUCAAACCUCGUCAAGCAUCAGAGUGUCCACUUGGGAGAGAAGCCGCCUCGACGCUCGGCUAAUGGGAAGAGACUCGGUCAGAGGUCCAAUCAUAAGAGAUUGGACAGGGAUUCCCUUGGAGAAAACAACUGUCAGUGCUUCAAGUGCGGGAAAAUCUUUUCCCGGAGAGGCAACCUCCUCAGGCAUCAGAGCAUCCACACAAAAGACAAGCCGCACAAAUGCCUCGAGUGCGGGAAGCGGUUCAACCAGAGGACCAACCUGAAUGCGCAUCAAAGGAUCCACACCGGGGAGAAACCGUACCGAUGUCCGGACUGUGGGAAAAGUUUUCGGUGGAGGGCACAUCUGAUCAUCCACAAGCGCUUGCACACCGGCGAGAAGCCGCACAAAUGUGCUGACUGCGGGCAGAGCUUCAGUCAGCGGUCCAAUCUGGUGAGGCAUCUCCGAAUCCACACGGGGGAGAAGCCGUACAAAUGUUCCGAGUGUGAGAAGAGCUUCGGCCAGAAAUCCAAUCUUCUCAAGCAUCAGAAGAUUCACACGGGGGACAAUGCCCUCCAUCAGCUGCCCGGUAAUGUCAGACAGGACCAAACGGGGGAGGAACCCUAUCAGUGUUUCAGGUGUGGGAAAAUAUUCACCCGCAGGGGCAACCUUCUGAGACACCAGAGCAUCCACACCCGAGAAAAACCUCACAAGUGCUCCGAGUGUGGGAAGAGAUUCAAUCAGAGGGCAAACCUCAUCAGCCAUCAGAGGAUUCACACCGGGGAAAAACCCUUCACCUGUCUGGACUGUGGGAAAUGUUUUCGGCAGAGCCCGCACCUUAUUAAACAUCAGAAAGUCCACGCGGAGGAGAAGGCUUCCUACCACCCUAGCUUGGAUCAUGGGGCAAGCAUCAGCCUCGAGCCAGGCCACAGGAGCCACGAGAGGAUUUACCUGAGGGGCAAUCCGUAUCAGUGCAUGAAGUGUGGGAAGAUGUUCAACUGGCAAUCGAAUUUCAUCCGCCAUCAAAAAAUCCACACCGGUGAAGAGCCUCGUCAGUGCUUGGAUUGCGGGAAGACCUUCAAUCGGAGGAAGAACUUUGUGGCUCAUCAGAGAAUCCACACGAAAGAGAAGCCUUACCAGUGCACCGAGUGUGGGCAAACCUUCACCUGGGAAGCCCACCUGGUGAUCCAUCAAAGGAUCCACACGGGAGAAAAACCUCACACCUGCGUCGAGUGCGGGCAGAGUUUCAGCCAGAGAUCCAACCUCAUCCGGCAUCAGAGGAUCCACACAGGAGAGAAACCCUACGCUUGCUCGGAGUGCGGCCAGAGUUUUACACAAAGGACGCACCUUGUGGUGCACCAGAGAACCCACACGGGGGAGAAACCGCAUAAGUGCGUGGAGUGCGGGCAAGGCUUCAGCCAGAGGGCGCACCUGAUUGUCCAUCGGAGAAUCCACACGGGAGAGAAGCCGUAUCGGUGCGCGGACUGUGGACAAGGCUUCUGCCAAAGAUCCAAUCUUACCAGACAUCAGAGGUCCCAUGACUGCGAGAAACAAAAAUAGGAAACGGGAAAGAAUACCCCGCUGGAGGGUUGUGUCUUGAAUCUUAGUCAUCCAAGCAUGGGGAAUGUGGGUGCGGGAGAAUGGUAAUGUUUAGUUGGUAUGGACAUUUGGGGGACACACCAAAUUGGUCUUUAUGGAAGGAUCCACCAAGGACACAGAGCCUGAACUAUAAAAUAUACAGAGUGGUAAAACAGUUUGAGGGCACUGAUCGUAUUAAACCGGGACCCCCAUCUUCCGAAUGGCUACUGGCAUCUUGACUUUUACAGCAGUGUUUCUCAAACGUAAGAUGAUUAUUUUUAGGCCGCGCUUCUCCACCUUAGCAACUUUUAAGGCAUGUGGACUUCACCUCCCAGAAUUCUCCAGCCAAUAUGGCUGGCUGGGGAAUUCUGGGAGUGAAAAGUCCACAUGUCUUAAAAAGUCGCCACGUUUGAGAUAACACUGUUUUACAGAACGACGUCACCAGUAAAAAAUGCACUGAUUUACCAAAUAUCCUUGGCUCUUCCCUGUUGCCUUUGCUUUACCCCAAUGGAAGGUGGGAAAGAAAUUAUGUGAAGGAGAUUGUACGUCAGCACCAUUGUUUUCUGGAAAAAGGACCAGCUGGGCACCAAAUUGAGGGCAGAAACUGAUGAAAGAAAGAUUAGAUUUGUAAAUCAACUAGAUAAUGUUGGGGAGUCCAGAGAAGAACAGUCUUCCUCCCAAUUCUCUCAUAUGUUCUGGGUCAUGUGACUAUCAGGGAGGGAGGGGCUUAGAACGGCAGAUUUCGCAGGAUUCUGGGCCUCCAUUCUAAGCCCCCCCCCUCCCUUCUAGUGACCCAUAGCACAGGACAUAAAACUGUUUCUCAACUAUUUCUCAACUUUUAAGAUAUCUGGACUUCAACUCCCAGAAUUCCCUCAGACAUCAUGGUUGGCAGGGGAAUUCUGGGAGUUGAAGUCCACGCCUCUUGAAGUUGAAAAACACUGAUCUGUGGAGUCCAAGGAUGCCAUACACCAAGCAACUUACAGUUGACCCAAAGAAGAUCCUUGGGAUUGUUUGCCCUGUGCAUCGUUGUGAUUUUGUGUUUUUGAUCACAAGCUUAGAAAAAUCCCAGGGAAGUGUGCAGCUGACACGCAAAACCAAUCCAGGAACACUCCUUUCUGAGGACUCUUAAUAGACUAAACUCCCUUUCCUCCCAGCUUCUUCUCACCAUUUGAAUUGCUCUCGUCAUCCUGUGCGCCAUGGAGAUAGUCCUCAAUCUUUUUGAAUCUGUGGAACCAUCCCCUUUGCCCCCCCAUGCCACCCCGCAGCAGGCCAAGCCAGGACCGCUGCUGUAUAGUAUUCAGUAUACCAGUCCUUCUCUGGCACACCAGAAAAUGUUGAAUAUUAUACAGGUAGACCUCGACUUACGACCACAAUUAACCCCAAAAUAUCUGUCGCUGAGCAAGAUGUUUGUUAAGUGAUUUUUUUUCCCCUCUCUGUUUUACGACCUUCCUUGCCACCGUUGUUAAGUGAACCACUGCAGUUGUUAAGUUAGCAACCCGGUUGUUAAGCGAAUCUGGCUUCCCCAUGGUCUUUGCUUGUCGGAAGGGCACAACUGGCGAUAACAUGACCUGGAACACUGCAACCGUCAUAAAUACGAGUCAGUUGCCAAGCGUCUGGAUUUUGAAUCAUUAUAGAUGAUUGUGGGGAUGCUGCCAUGGAUUUAAGUAUGGAAAACGGCUUUUUUUUCAGUGCCGUCGUAAUUUUGAACGGUCACUAAAUGAACUGUUGUUAGUCGGGGACUACUUGUAUUUUUAAGUGUUCACUUUGGCCAUGUCAGGUGAGGGAAUUCACUGGAGAAAGCAAUGAUGUUUGGAGGAGUUAGCGGUAAAAGGGAACCAGGCUGCCGAAGAACACGGCGGCUGGACACCAUCAAAGCUGACCCCAAUCAGAGCGUUGAACAACUCAAAGAAAUAGCGCAAGUUUGGAAGACGUGGCGAGACCUGGUCCAUAGAAUCGCCAAAAGUCAUCACGGCCAGUAGUGGGAUGCUGCCGGUUUAAUAACCAGUUCGGUGAGCGUGCGCUUUGCGCGUGCCUAAGGCGCUUCCACGCGGCAUUGAAAAUGGAGCAUUUAGAAGCUCAGCUGCUUACCUUCCAAGUCAGCAACGGUAAAUAGAACAGCGAGGUGGAGGAGGGGGGAAAUCAGUUGUGCCGCACGAUUGAGAGGAGCUACAAAGCAGGAAAUAAAGGACAGGAUAAAAGGGGGGCGGGUGGGCGGAGCCAACUGAUCAUUGGAGCUACCGGUUUUCCCGAACCGGCUGAAUACUUCUGAUCAUAACUGAAUUGGGUAACCAUCAUUAUCAUGAUUUUGUUUUGUUUUUUAAUUUGAUUUAUAUGCCGCCCUUCUCCGGAGACUCUGGGCGGCUUACAGUGCGUUAAGCAAUAGCCUUCAUACUUUUGUAUAUUUUAUAUAAAGUCAGCUUAUUGCCCCCACAAACUGGGUCCUCAAUUUUACCUACCUUAGAAAGGAUGGAAGGCUGAGUCAACCUUGAGCCUGGCAAGGUUUUGAGGGGAAAUUAUGAACAUUUCUGAAAAGAUCUCCACUGUUGAACAUACUCGGUGCAGAAACAUAAAAUAAGAGAAGGAGGACGAGUUGGAUAGGUUCACCACCUUGAGUUCAUUUGUAAAAAUAAUCAGGCACCCUAUUGAAAUAUUGAAAAAAAAAAUAGAAUGAGACAAUCUCAUGGCACAAAUAGAAACAAGCCUGGUUGAGAAUCACUACUCUAGGGGCAUUAAUUUCCUAAAUUCUGUUUUCUGUUCCUGUUUGGCUUCUCCAGCUAAGUGGCAUUCUCUUUUUCUCCCUUACAAGUUGCCACCUUCCCACAAUUUCAACCUUGGAGAAUGCCACUGCCGCUAAAGAAGAGGCGGGACAGCCAUUUGUUUGAAACCGGAUAAGAGUCUAUUGCCCGGGCAGGGGGUUGGACUAGAUGACCUCUGAGGUCCCUCCCGACUCUUAUUCUGAAACGUAAACUUCCUCCUUCCUUUCUCUUUCCUUCCUAAAACAUCCUCCUUCAAGUCUCAAAGUAGUGAGCAGGGAUGUCAUUUUUGGAAUUCCCCGUCGCAUCUUGCCUAAGCGACCCUUGGAAGAACUUCAAGAUGGGGGUGGACUUCAACACCCAGAAUUCCCCAGCCAGCCAUGCUGGCUGGGGAAUUCUGGGUGUUGAAGUCCACCCCCAUCUUGAAGUUGCCACAAUCAAGAAACACCGGCCUACAUUAACCUCAAUUGAUAAUGAAGCAGGAUUUUGCCAAAGGCUUUAGACAAGAUUGAUGGUCGCUGAGUCGGCAAGGCUUUAAAAGGGCAAAGGAGUCAAAAAAAAAAAAAAAGUCAAGAAGGGGGCCACCAUUACAAUCUUUUUAAAAGAAAGAGGCAAGGCUUCUGUCACAUUGACGGCUCCGUCUUAAUUUUACUGAUGCCUGUUACGGCGCCUCUGUAAUUCAGAAGAAAUCAUCUUUGUACGUGUUUUAGUGACUCUAAACACAGUUAGUUACCUGAAGGUGGAAAACCACUUGGUGGCACCAAAAGUCACUGGGGAUUGGGGUGGAUGGGUGGGGCAGGACGAAAAAAAAAAUGGAGCGUGUGUUUUUAUUAAAAUAAACUGGCAAAUUCAACAAUUCCCAUUCCAGUUUAGAAGUAGCCCUCGAGGUACGACUGCAAUUGAGCCCAACAUUUCUAUUUCUAGGCCAGUUAAGUUAAUGUUGACUCAUUUUAUGACCUUCCUUGCUGCCGUUGUUAAGUGAAUCCCUGCAGUGGUUAAGACGGUUGUUAAGCAAAUCUGGCUCUCCCCGCUGAGUCUGCUUGUCAGAAGGCCGCAAAAGGGUGGGAUCGCAUAACCCCAGGACUCUGCAACCGUCGUAAAUACGAACCAGUUGCCAAGCAUCCAAAAUUUUUAACUGUGCGACCAUGGCUGGAGCUGCCAGUGGUCGUAAGUGUGAAAAAUGGUCAUGAGUCGCGUUUUUCAAUGUCUUGGAACAGUCAUUAACGAAUGGUUGCAAGUCGAGGAUUGCCUACAUUUCUCAUUAGACUUUGUCUUCUAUAGCCAAAUUGCUCUCCCGUGAUGCGAGUCCCAUUGAGAUUGCCUGUGUGUGUGUGUUUGUGUAUGUGUUGGGGGGUGUGUGUGUGUUACAGGUCAGCAAGUUUGUCAGAAUUUGUCUCCUGAUAGCUGCUUUUAACUCACGUCUGUCCUUCUGUUUUUCCAAUAAACGUAAUUUUUAAAAAAUA
This is a messenger RNA of Pantherophis guttatus, 7616 nucleotides long. RefSeq lists its product as uncharacterized. Gene Ontology annotation, molecular function: DNA-binding transcription factor activity, RNA polymerase II-specific; RNA polymerase II cis-regulatory region sequence-specific DNA binding. NCBI's taxonomy places the organism in Eukaryota, Metazoa, Chordata, Lepidosauria, Squamata, Colubridae. The record is from RefSeq and is a predicted model, not a curated record. Gene Ontology annotation, biological process: regulation of DNA-templated transcription.